Messenger RNA from Onychomys torridus (southern grasshopper mouse), 1120 nucleotides. RefSeq names its product FKBP prolyl isomerase 1B (gene Fkbp1b). Gene Ontology annotation, molecular function: peptidyl-prolyl cis-trans isomerase activity. The record is from RefSeq and is a predicted model, not a curated record. The transcript has 4 exons. Gene Ontology annotation, biological process: regulation of cardiac muscle contraction by regulation of the release of sequestered calcium ion. Gene Ontology annotation, cellular component: sarcoplasmic reticulum membrane. Bases 311 to 637 code for a protein of 108 amino acids. Lineage: Eukaryota; Metazoa; Chordata; Mammalia; Rodentia; Cricetidae.
UCGUCCGCCACCCUCCUCCCUCGGCUAGCGGGUUAAUGGUGCUUGGUCUGGCCAGGCUCCGGAGCAGCCACGUCAGGGUCGCUUCCCCGGGGCCCCGCCCCGGCCGACCCCACCUUGUGGCGCGGCUCCACCCCGCCGCCCCCUUCCCGGCGGCCCCUCCCCGCGCAGGUCCUGACUCCAGCCGCACCUCCUCCGGCUCUGCAGUGGCGGCGAGAAGGCGAGCGGGAGCGCCUGCGGGGUCGGGCCUGAGCAGAGCCGGGGUCCGGGCAGCCGCGAGGACCCCCCUGGAGGCGGGGCCUGUGGGACCGCGAUGGGCGUGGAGAUCGAGACCAUCUCCCCGGGAGACGGAAGGACGUUCCCCAAGAAGGGUCAGAUAUGUGUGGUGCACUACACAGGAAUGCUCCAGAAUGGCAAGAAAUUCGAUUCAUCCAGAGACAGAAACAAACCUUUCAAGUUCAGAAUUGGCAAACAGGAAGUCAUCAAAGGUUUUGAAGAAGGUGCUGCCCAGAUGAGCUUGGGGCAGAGGGCGAAGCUGACCUGCACCCCUGAUGUGGCCUACGGAGCUACUGGGCACCCUGGAGUCAUCCCCCCCAAUGCCACCCUCAUCUUUGACGUGGAGCUGCUCAACUUAGAGUGAAGGAAGGAUGACGAGGUGGCUGGAGACGGCUCCCGCUCUCGGUCCUAGCCUGCUCUGCCACUGGGACGGCUCCUCCUAGGUCGGGCUCUUGAUCAGUGUGCUGACGUCACUGCCCCGCGACAUUAUCCGUUCCUCCCGCCCACCCGCCCGGCUUGCUCUGUAUGUGUCCGCCAUUUAAUUGUUCCCAUACUUCUUUGCUUGAGGAAAUUUAGUUACAGAUCCAGACAUUUCAGGUUGUGCAUUUUGUGUGAUGCAUGUCGGAGCCAUUCCCGAUCAUCCGAGGACACAGACCUUGUUUGCACAAUCUAUAUUGCCUUACCUGCACUUAAGCCAGACAUACAAGGUGCUCAGACAUGCGCUGUACAUGGUUUCAAGGAGGGACUUGAGCCAGUUACCCUUGCUUCACUUUCCUCUGUCGGCUGCUCACUUUAAGCAGCUCCCUCUUUGGAAAUACUAUGUAAAAUAAAGGCUCCAUGCUUGGCA